CGCCUUCAGUCAGUUCUGUCCGAACAGUCAUACAGCCAGGGAGAGUAAACGCACGGUGGACGGAUCGGGAAAACUCUGAAAGAUAUUUCGUUACCAUUUGGGGCACUUAUUAGAAUCUAAGUGCUAUAUGGGACAUUAGUUUGUGUUGUGAUUAGUCAAAUUAUGGUAAAUUCCUGUCGAAGUGCGUAGUCGACCCCAAAGAUCCUAGUUCCUAGCGAAGAAAAAUCUUGAGUGCUACCACACUGAACCGAUUUCGAGCGGGUGGUGAAGAAAACCAGCCAAGUGCCACAGCAGGAUGGGUCUGAAGGACUGUCAAAUAGAGUUGGAUAAUCCCUGGAACACGUAUUAUGCCGGCCAGACGGUCAAUGGGAAGGUCACGUUUACAUUCGACUCACCGAAGAAGAUUCGAGGCAUAGUGAUCAAGUUCUCGGGAGAGGCGGAAACCAAAUGGAGUCAAACCGAAACGAAAACCGACCAGGAAGGCAAACAGUAUGAAUCGACAACCAACCUUACCGGUCAGGAGGAGUACUUCCAGAUCCAGUACUAUCUGCUGGGCGGCAAGAACAGCAAGGAAAUCGAUUUGGAGGCUGGAACUCACAGCUAUCCGUUCACGUGUGCGUUGCCCCCCACUCUUCCGUCAUCGUUCGAAGGGGAAUGGGGCUUCGUGCGGUACACGAUCAAGGUUACGCUGGAUCGGCCGUGGAAGUUCGAUCAAGAUAUUAAGAUGGCCUUCACAGUCAUCUCGCCGGUAGAUCUCAACGCGAAUCCCCGAGUCAAAGACCCAUUCAAGUUGGAGUUGGAGAAAACGUUCUGCUGUUUCUGCUGCGCUUCCGGACCUCUUAGUAUCAUCGUGCACAUUCCCGUGACUGGGUUUGUGUCCGGACAGACAAUUCCUUUGACGAUCGAAUGCGACAAUGCAAGUAACGUAGGGGUAGAAUCCGUUAAACUGGUACUCCGCAAGUUGCUGGCUUUCCACGUUCACACUCCCCGUCGCGAGACGAAGAAAAAGAAGGAAGUCGUGUCGGAAGUAUCCGUAGGACCGGUGGAGGCCGGAAACAGCCAAACGUGGAAUCAGAGCAUUCAAAUACCGCCGCUACCGCCGUCUAAUCUAGUCAACUGCGGGAUCAUCGACGUCGAUUACGACAUCAAGGUGGAGGCAGUCGUUUCCGGUCCCCAUGCCAACCUGGACGGAAACAUUCCGAUCGUGCUGGGAACGGUGCCGUUGAGCACGUUCCAGCCGCCGCCACCGUACACGGACAGUCCUCCGGAGGUGGACCCGUCGAUGGCGCCAACCCAGCCGGUUAGCCCAGCUAGUCCACCGAAUGGGGCCGGAGGGGCUCUGGGUUGGAACAUCGCCGAUGGAGGCGAAAGCCUGUAUCCCAAUAUUCCGCCACCCACGUUUGCGGAAGCCACAUUCAAGGCACCCAACAUCUCCAACAAGAACGACAGCGAAUUUACUCGCUUUGUGGGACCAUCUGAGUACGCUCCACGCUAUCCAACGUACGCAUUCACGCCAUCGGCCCCACCAGCGGACUUGUAGACCCUUGAGCACAAAACCAUUUUGUGCCGGAUUUUGCUCGAACAAAAAGGUGCAGCCAGGAAAACAAAUGUCAAACAUUUUUUGUUACAUAUUACGUAGACAUCAUCACUGAACAAUAUAUAUUUUUUUCGAAUAAUAUACCAUAUUGCAACGAUACGAAAGGUCAAAACGCACAUAAAGUUUAAAACAGUCUAGGAGGAACAAAUUCACCAAUUCUUAAUAUUUUAGUACUGUAUCAUCCACUUUUGUGACUGCAAUUUACUUAUUUAGAGACCGGAGCGAUACAAAUAAAAUAAAUUGAGUUAGGUAGUCGAACAUGAAACAGCAGAGGGAGUGAGAUAGAAGCAAUCUAACUCUCAUAAAAAACACAUCACAAAAUCAUUAAACUGUCUCAUUGUUGACUGCUUUUCCCUAUCUUAUAGAAAACCAUUAUCCUCAUACUAUUACUACUACUAACCAACAUAUAAAGGUGCAGCUUACCGUCUUUACCACUACUACCUUCCUAGCCUUACCAAUUUUAAACAGCUAGAAGUAGACAAGCAUAGCUCGAAUAAUCAAAUUCAGUAAUUUGAUUCGGACUCACAUCACAUCAUUAGAAACAAGCUUGCUACCAUAUAUGUAGCACGUAGAUGUUAUAUUUUACGCAGAAAAAAAAAACUAGGAAACUAUAACGACACAAAUAUUUCACUUUGAACAAUCGUCAAUGCCAAAUCCGGUAACCAGAACAGAAUAUAAACUGUGGAUAACGAAAAGCCGUUCUACAUCAGAGUGCCUAGGUUUCAAACGAAACUAGAACACAAAUCAGUGGAAAUGCCAAAACAUGUGAAGUUUGAAAAUAACAAAUAAUCAUCUUCCUAAAGAAGACAGAAAAAAAUGAAUGAGAGUUAGUCAGGAGUUGAACAAAAGUGCAUGAUAACAAUGAUAUUUUUGAACUUUGGUCAAACCACAAAAUACGCCACACUACCUGUAUGUGAGGACAGCAUACCGUCGUACUGUAGGAAAAAAAAAAUAUUUUGCUAAGGAAUCGAA
Messenger RNA from Aedes aegypti (yellow fever mosquito), 2569 nucleotides. RefSeq names its product arrestin domain-containing protein 17. Gene Ontology annotation, cellular component: cytoplasm. NCBI's taxonomy places the organism in Eukaryota, Metazoa, Arthropoda, Insecta, Diptera, Culicidae. Gene Ontology annotation, biological process: protein transport. The transcript is spliced from 3 exons. Bases 296 to 1540 code for a protein of 414 amino acids. The record is from RefSeq and is a predicted model, not a curated record.